CGCACAGACUCGCCCCCUUAAGACUGUUGUAUCGGUUCAUCUCUGGUCACACUGAGUACGCAGGCCUUACCGUCUUACCCCCUGAUAUAAUCUUCAAAAGGGCCGUGACAUUAAGACCCACUGGCGAGCGUAGCCCGUGGUCCAGUUUCCCCUCCAAGGCGUCUUCACCAUGGCGAACAGCCCAGCCGUGGCCGAUCGUGGCCGUGGCACUACUCCGGUCAGGCUGACAGCAUUUUUUUAUUGGAUGGUCAUUUUCAUCAUCCUCUCUGCGUUUCAAUACGGCUGGGGCAUCGCUGAGCUGAAUGUGUUGCAAGAUGCUCUUACUUGUAAGGAAGACAACUUAACUCAUGAAUCAACAUCCAAGGGUACGCCGGGGAAUGACUGCAUCGGUCUCACAGAGACGCAGUUCGGCUAUGUCACGGCUCUUUUCACCGUCGGAGGUUUUCUCAGCUCGCUUUCGCUCUCAACCAUCGCACAGCGCCUGCAAUUUGGGCAGAGGAUAUCAAUUUUUCUGGCUGCGCUCUUCAAUACGACAGGCGGCGCCAUCAUUUCCAUGUCGGCAGGGUUCGUGUCCGCGGGUGUUGGAAGGUUCGUCAUGGGCCUCGGUGCUGGUAUCGCAGUUGUCUGCGUUCCAAUCUAUCUGAGCGAUAUUUCUCCACCUGCAUUAAAAGGAUCUGUUGGCGUCCUCAAUCAACUUGGAAUUGUGUUGGGCAUUUUUGCAGCCCAGGUUACUGGCUCACUCUUGACCUCUCCCGGGCACUCAAUAUCGUGGCGGUGGACACCAGGCAUCAGUGCGGUAAUUUCAGCCGCACAGCUUGUCUGCGGCAUGCUGUUCGCUCUCGAAAGCCCACGCUGGGAGGAGGAGAAAAAUGGCGACGCAGGGAAACAGCGUGCUCAGCGUAUCUGUGCCAAGCUCUGGUCCUCGACUGGCGCAGCGGCGCAGUCCAGGCACUCGAGUGCUAAUGAAGAGACCGAAGCGCUUCUGCAGGACCGAUCUCACUUUCAGUCGCCGCACAUGCCUUCCACACAUGAAACGAGUUUUGCAGAUCUAUUGAAAGAUUCAGAGAUCCGACCGGGCAUGGUGUUGAUCGCAUUCACCCAGCUAGGGCAACAGCUGAGUGGCGUCAACGCUGUGCUCUACUACAGCACUGGCAUUCUCGGGAGCUUGCUCAAGGAUGAUAACGGGGCACGAGCCAGUGCAAGGUGGAUGGGAGUGGGAAUCACCGUUGUUAAUGCGGUUAUGACUUUCCCUCCCAUUUUCUUGAUCCCUGAGCACCGCUUCGGUCGCAAGAAUCUCUUACUCCUCUCGUCCGGAACGAUGGUGCUAUCAAGUCUGGUGCUCGGCCUAAGUUUGCAACUUGGAUGGUCAGACAUUCUAAGCGCAGCGUGCCUCUUGCUUUUCGUGAUGGGUUUCUCCGUUGGUCUUGGACCGGUGCCAUUCCUCAUCUUGCCUGAGCUAGUACCUGCUAGGGCCAUGUCGCACGCGUCGUCUGUCGGCCUGGCGCUCAACUGGGUUGCAAACAUCGUCCUCGCAUCAUCAUUCUUGCCACUGCGAUACUUCUUUGCGAGCAUCGACGGUGGACGCGGGGGGAGCAUUUUCUGGGUCUUCACCGUCGUCAACACGCUCACUUUCUUCGUCGUCCUCAAAAAAUAUCGGUAUUCGGGCGAUGAAAUGCGUCGACUAACGUCCGCCGGCGAUGGCACAGCCCCAGCCGAACUGAAUUGAGCGAGGAAAGGCGUCACAAAGUGUCCUAUCUUUGUAGAUUGAGCGAGCCCUUGUACUUGUAAACGACGUAACAUGCAUCUGUACUUGUAAGCACGCUCUGCGAUAGAGAU
Messenger RNA from Tilletiaria anomala UBC 951, 1836 nucleotides. Its product is annotated as general substrate transporter. NCBI's taxonomy places the organism in Eukaryota, Fungi, Basidiomycota, Exobasidiomycetes, Georgefischeriales, Tilletiariaceae. Gene Ontology annotation, cellular component: membrane. Gene Ontology annotation, biological process: monosaccharide transmembrane transport. The transcript is spliced from 6 exons. Gene Ontology annotation, molecular function: hexose transmembrane transporter activity. The coding region runs from base 170 to 1726 and encodes 518 amino acids. The record is from RefSeq and is a predicted model, not a curated record.